UAAAAUAAUGACACAUUCAUAACUUCAAAAAUGUUUUUCCCAAGAAUUUUUCUACAAAAAUUUCGCAUAAAAGACAAAAAAAGUACAAAACGUGGCAUCAAAACUACAACCGUUAAAUACGAUACUGACGAAUCUGUAAGGUCGGCUUUAUUGGAGAUAUUAAUUUAUGUGAUUUUUCUAAUAACUACAACAAUCGUGGCCACGGCAUCACGUCACCUGUACAUGUUCUAUUUAAACCAAACUUUGGAAAAACUAUUUACCGGACGAGAAAUGGAAACGAAUUAUGGUGUGGAAGUUCGUUUUGAGGAACUGGUUACAACCGCUGAUUGGUGGAGCUUUUUACAAUAUAAAUUUCUGGAUGAUUUGCACGGUGAAAUGUUGAGUUCCACGGAAAAUGAAACAUUUUCGUUAAAUAAUAAAACCAAUGGCAAAGAUGGAUUGGCAAAAUGGCAGAGGGUGGUAUUAAAAGAUAAUAUUCUUCUUGGACCGCCACGCUUAAGACAGAUCCGUGUUAAAGAAAACACCUGUCAUGUCAAUGAAGCAUUUGUGAGGUAUUUUAACUCCUGCUAUGGUGAAUAUGAUAGAAAAAUAGAAGAUCGAAGUCCUGUUUAUAAAAAUACCAAAUUUUACACCGUUUCACAAUUAAAUGUAAAUCCAAUACGAGGUGAAAUUAAACGUUAUUAUGGCGCUGGUCAUGUUCAAAACUUAUCAUACGAGAGAAUGAUAAAUGAAGAGAUUUUUGAGACAUUGAAAUCGUCAAAGUGGAUAGAUCGUGGUACAAGAAUAGUAGUUGUAGAAUUCGUUUUAUUUAACUACAAUUCGCUGAUGUUCGAUAAUGUAAAAAUAUUGGCGGAACUACCACCAGUGGGGGGCAUCGUAACCUCUCAUCAAUUUCAAGCAGUCAAGCUACAUUCGAUAUGGUCAGAUGCCGAUUAUAGCGUUUUUAUAGCUGCCAUAAUAUUUUAUUUGAUGACAACUUUCUAUACUUUUGAAGAGAUUGGUGAAUUAAUAACCAUUGGAAGUGUGAAGUAUUUAAAAUCAGUUUGGAAUUUGUUAGACAUUUCGGUGUUGCUGAUGUCAUAUUUAUCCCUAAUCUACAACAUGUUCCACCAUAAAUAUUUGAAUGGUAUUCUGGAGAAGUCAAAAGAAAAUCCCAAUCAUUUUUGGAGUAUUGACAAAAUAUGCUUUUGGAAUCUCUUGUACAUUGAUAUGAUGGGUAUAUGUGUAUUUUUGGUGUGGAUCAAAAUCUUCAAAUAUAUUAGCAUCAAUAAAACAAUGUUGCAAUUUAGUACCACUUUAAAGAGGUGUGCCAAGGAUUUGUGCGGCUUUGCAGUUAUGUUCUUUAUUGUUUUCCUGGCCUAUGCCCAGCUCGGUCUUUUAAUAUUUGGCACCAGUCAUCCUGAUUUUAGAGAAUUUGGCAUUUCAAUUAUAACGCUGAUGCGUAUGUUUUUGGGCGAUUUCGAAUAUGAAUUGAUUGAAGAGGCCAAUCAUAUUUUGGGGCCUAUUUAUUUCUUGAGUUAUGUUCUGUUUGUGUUCUUCAUUUUGCUGAACAUGUUUCUGGCAAUAAUAAACGACACUUAUGGCACUGUAAAAGAUGAAGUGAAUCAGGGGUACUCCAAGUUUGGCCCAUACUUGGCGAAAAUACUUCAAAAAUGCUUUUGGUGGAGGAAAAAAGAUCCAGAACAUAAUAUAUUAAAACACACUAACGAUUCUAAGGGUCAGUUAUCGCUCAAGGACAGCAACGGCCAUAGCUCAGAUACAUUUUACCCUAUGACAAAUGAAGGUUCUUUGCCUGAAGAUGACACUUUACGUUUACGCAUAAGUGAAUUGAUUAGAGAAUAUUUCGAAUAUCUGCCUUUUAAUGAAAAUCGUCUGCAACGUGUUCACUUAAAUGCAAAGGAAAAUGAUGACAUACGACGUUUAACAAAUCGCAUAACGUUGCUGGAAGAUGUUCUGGAGCAACUAAUUGCAGACAUGGAUCUCAUUUUACGAAACAUAGAAGGAAAGCAGAAACGAAUCAGUAAAAAGGAAUGAAACAUACAAUGUUCAUAUAAAAUUGUUCAUGAUUUAAAUGGGCACGAUGUUCAGUUGUAUGAAGUUUUAUUAUUAAUUGUUCUUUAUAGUUUAUAAAUUUUAAUAUAAUAAAACAAGUAGAUUACGAUGAAA
This is a messenger RNA of Musca domestica (house fly), 2166 nucleotides long. It is a transcript of the gene Pkd2, whose product is annotated as polycystin-2-like protein 1. The transcript has 9 exons. NCBI's taxonomy places the organism in Eukaryota, Metazoa, Arthropoda, Insecta, Diptera, Muscidae. The coding region runs from base 31 to 2034 and encodes 667 amino acids. The record is from RefSeq and is a predicted model, not a curated record. Gene Ontology annotation, molecular function: calcium ion binding; calcium channel activity. Gene Ontology annotation, cellular component: membrane. Gene Ontology annotation, biological process: detection of mechanical stimulus.